UUAAGCCAGUAGUAGUAAGAAAGAAACUCAAAAAGUUUUCAGAAGCUCGAAAGAAGCAUCCAUGGCGAUUACAGAUUUUUUACCAAGCGAGUACGGAUAUGUCGUUCUCAUCCUCGUCUUGUACUGUUUCAUCAACCUUUGGAUGGGUGCUCAAGUCGGCGGAGCUCGUAAAAGGUACAAUGUGCCAUAUCCAACUCUAUAUGCUAUAGAGUCAGAAAACAAAGAUGCUAAGCUCUUUAACUGCGUUCAGAGAGGACACCAAAACUCGUUAGAGAUGAUGCCAAUGUACUUCAUAUUGAUGAUCCUUGGUGGGAUGAAGCACCCUAUCAUCUGUGCUGUCUUGGGUUUGGUCUACAACGUUAGCCGAUUCUUCUACUUCAAAGGUUAUGCUACUGGAGAUCCCAUGAAGCGUCUCACUAUCGGGAAAUACGGGUUCUUGGGUUUGCUAGGUCUCAUGAUCUGUACCAUCUCGUUCGGUGUUACUCUGAUCCGUGCUUGAGCCACGCUUUUGUAAGGUUGAUGAUAGAGAUACUCUGAGUUGUUUUAUAAGUUUACUUUGGAACCAGUCUUUGUAAGUUGUUCACAAAAUUUGUGUGAUGAGAAUGAUAAUGUGUUUGUAGUUUUGUACCUUUUGUUUCUUUUACGAGAACUUUUCAAAGUUGUAAUAAUAAAUCAUCGCAUAAUGUAGAAAAUUUUAAUUUUCACAAACGUCAUUAAAGAUUUUAGUUUAUGUGUC
Capsella rubella is the source of this 736-nucleotide messenger RNA. RefSeq names its product microsomal glutathione S-transferase 3. The record is from RefSeq and is a predicted model, not a curated record. Gene Ontology annotation, molecular function: glutathione peroxidase activity; glutathione transferase activity. The coding region runs from base 62 to 499 and encodes 145 amino acids. Gene Ontology annotation, cellular component: endoplasmic reticulum; nuclear envelope; membrane. The transcript is spliced from 4 exons. NCBI's taxonomy places the organism in Eukaryota, Viridiplantae, Streptophyta, Magnoliopsida, Brassicales, Brassicaceae.